Molecule: messenger RNA, 2414 nt
Organism: Tachysurus fulvidraco (yellow catfish)
Lineage: Eukaryota; Metazoa; Chordata; Actinopteri; Siluriformes; Bagridae
Gene: ndor1
Product: NADPH dependent diflavin oxidoreductase 1
Exons: 15
Coding region: 175-1965 (596 amino acids)
Cellular component (GO): cytosol
Molecular function (GO): flavin adenine dinucleotide binding; FMN binding; NADPH-hemoprotein reductase activity
Source: RefSeq, a predicted model, not a curated record
UGGCGCAGGAGGCGGGUUUGUCGAAAAACGGGUGGGGUAAAAUGACGUAUGCUGCAGUGCCGGUAACUGUGUGAGAGUCAGUAGUUCGGUGCUGUUUAAGUUAGUAAGUUAUUUUACGUUGUAUAGAGACCUGCUGAAUCGGGCAAGGUGACACGACUAGUGUGGUGUGAUAGGAUGUCGAGUCACACGCUGCUGCUUCUGUAUGGGAGUCAGACAGGUACAGCCCAGGACACGGCUGAAAGAAUUGGACGUCAGGCAAAAAGGAGGAGGAUCGGAGUCCGAGUGCAAGCUCUGGACACAUACAAUGUGGCAAACCUGAUAUCGGAGACUCUUGUGGUGUUUAUUUGCUCCACCACAGGGCAAGGAGACCCUCCGGACAACAUGAAGAACUUCUGGCGGUUUCUGUUCAGGAAGUCCUUACCCUCGGGUUCGCUUUGUCGCCUAGACUAUGCAGUGCUCGGCCUUGGUGACUCCUCAUAUCCUAAGUUUAACUUUGUGGCUAAGAAGCUCCAUAAGCGUCUGCUGCAGCUUGGUGCUAAUGCGUUACUUUCUGUUGGCCUGGCAGAUGAUCAGCAUGAUCUAGGGCCGGAUGGAGUGAUCGAUCCCUGGUUAAAUUUGUUCUGGCAAAAGGCUCUGGCUCUUUAUCCUCCACCGGCUGACUUAAGCCCCUUUCGUGACGAAGAUCCACUUCCUCCUCGAUAUGUUUUCCACUUCCUGGAUGAUGCUACAGAGAAGCCGUUUAUGAAGCCCAUGCUAGCAGAUUGCCAGACCCUGCCCUCCUCAUCCCACCCCUUCCCAGGACGAGUGGUGUCCAAUCAGAGAGUAACUGCCUCUGGUCACUUCCAGGAUGUGAGGCUUAUCGAGUUUGACAUCACAGGCUCAAACAUUCAGUAUAGUGCAGGUGAUGUGGUGAUGAUGAGGCCGUGUAAUUCCCCAGAAGAUGUGGAGCUAUUUUGCCAGCUACUGAGACUUGACCCUGACCAUUACUUUGUGCUCAAACCUACAGAUGAGAAUGCAGCUCCCGUCCCCACGCGUCUCCCACAGCCGUGCUCCAUCAGGUUUCUGGUGCAGGAGUUCUUGGACAUCGCCGCAGUGCCGCGCCGUUCUUUUUUUGAACUGCUUGCUACGUUCGCCACUAAUGACCUGGAACGAGAGAAACUGGCUGAGUUCAGUUCAGCACAGGGUCAAAACGAGCUGCACAGUUACUGCAACAGGCCACGGCGCACGGCUCUGGAGGUCCUGGCAGACUUCCCUCACACGACAGCCGAGCUGAACGUCAACUAUCUGCUUGAUUUGUUUCCUGAAAUCCAGCCACGCUCGUUCUCCAUAGCAUCCUCUCUCCAGGCUCAUCCUAAUCGGAUCCAGAUCUUGGUGGCUGUGGUGAAAUAUAAAACCAAACUUCACAAGCCACGGAAAGGCCUCUGCUCCUCCUGGCUGGCAUCUCUAACCCCUUCUCAUGGUGACAUUUGUGUGCCUUUAUGGGUGAAGAAGGGUUGCCUGAAGUUCCCUCAGGACCCUGAGAGCCCUGUGAUAAUGGUAGGACCUGGAACAGGAGUAGCUCCGUUCAGAGCAGCUAUACAGGAGAGAAUAGCUGAUGGGAAGACAGCGAACGUCCUGUUCUUUGGCUGCCGCUCUGAGUCCAAAGACUUCUACUGUCGUGAUGAAUGGGAGCAGAAAAUCCAGGCAGGUCACAUGACCCUGUUCACAGCCUUCUCCAGAGACCAGGAGGAUAAAGUCUAUGUUCAGCACAGAGUAAAGGAACAGGCCAAGCUGCUGUGGGAUCUGAUUGUGAACAAGAAUGCAUUCUUCUAUAUAGCAGGGAAUGCCAAGCAGAUGCCCACAGCAGUGUGUGAUGCACUGAAGGAGGUUUUUCAGCAGAUGGGAGGUGUGACCGAGAGCCAGGCUCAGGAAAUGCUGGACACCAUGGAGAAAAGCAGUCACUUCCAGAGUGAAACCUGGUCCUGAUCAGCACAUGUAGACAUGCAUACUGUAUUUAGGGUAAACAUGGACUUCAGUGCCAAACCUGUGCACUCGUGUUAUGCAGCUGAUGACAGUUCUUAUAGAUUGAGGCUAUAGUUUGACUUUAAAGGAAAAUUCUCGUAAAUCACUGAUACAAGUGUUUUUUUUUUUAUUGCAUUUCAAUUCCAGUAACGAUUAAAUAGGCCUUCUGUUCGAAUAUUUAUUAAGUGAGUAAACAAGAAGCCAAAAUGUUUUCCACAAUGCCUCUCUGAAAUCACCAUAAACUGCUUUGUUCUUGUGUGUCAACCAAUUCAAUUCUAACAAGUCCAGUAUUUCUGGUGCUGAUCCAGAAGUGGACUAGGAAAGGACCAAGUUAUGCAAAAUAAAGCUGCACUGUUCUGCUGCAGCUCCAGUAUGUUUUAAAUAAAUGCCAAACGAUUUGGUUUUGCUUCUAA